This is a messenger RNA of Ostrea edulis (European flat oyster), 2568 nucleotides long. RefSeq lists its product as uncharacterized. The transcript has 2 exons. Lineage: Eukaryota; Metazoa; Mollusca; Bivalvia; Ostreida; Ostreidae. Gene Ontology annotation, molecular function: zinc ion binding. The coding region runs from base 398 to 2068 and encodes 556 amino acids. The record is from RefSeq and is a predicted model, not a curated record.
AGUUUACGAUCUCUCACCGUAGCGCGCCUCUGAUGAGAGAAUGGGUAGUUUAUCGAAAACGAAAGUAGGUUUUUAAUUAAUUUUAUGGUAUUUACUAAUCAAAUAAGAUUCUAUUAUAGCUUACGGACUUCACCUCACAUAUGUAACAAUAUUAAAGGUGCAAGCAGUAACUCUGGAGCAAGCGUUUCGGAGUUUAUUGGCAAAAAUUGUUAAUUUAUAAGUAUAAGAUUGUGAUCGAUGUCGUGCUUAUAAUGUUGUUACACAGACGGCGCUCCAUAGAUCUGUUACAAAGUCCAUUUUCAGCUUGACCGAUUUUCCAUCCGUCUACAUGUAUCUACCCAGAUUUACGACAAAUUCAAUGACUGCAGCUUAAUGUUUACACUCUAUAUCUGAGCAGAUGUCCAGACGGGACAUAAAGUUUGCCCAGCACUAUGUGGAGUGUACACAGUGUGAGGAGAACGCUGAAUAUUACUGUAACACCUGUACCGACAACCUGUGUCAGGUAUGCCGGGACCGUCACACCAAGAGCAACGCCACCAGAUCCCACGUCAUCGUCCCCUACCAGGAGAGGCCGACGACAUCUCCAAACACCGAAUCCUGUCACAUUCAUCCAGAAUUCUCUUAUGACAUGGCGUGUCAGGAAUGCAAACUACCGAUCUGUAUCAGGUGCAUGAAAGAAAACCAUAAAGAUCACACAUUUAGAAACAUUGAGGGCAUAUUGAAAGACACCGAGAAACCCUGCAGAGACAAGAUACAAAACGCGAAGAAGAAUAUCCUCCCAAAACUGCGUGACCGCUUAAAGAAAUUAUCUGACCAGAGAACAAAGUCCAAGGAGAAAAGAACCGACAUAAGGAGACGACUGCGAGAAGAUGCAAAACAGAUUAAGGAUUUAGUAGACACCAUUCUCCAGGAGAAACUCGGAGAUCUUGAUAUCGGCGACAAAUCCCUGGAUGAGGAAUUCGAAAAUCAAACAGCCAUUAUAUCUCGUUUUAUAUCCAACUAUGAAGAUUUCAUCGAUGGAUUUGAAGAUGAAGAAAAACGACCGUACGAGAAGUUAGCGCUGCGAAAUGAAAUACUCCAAUCUGAAGUUACAGAGCCUGAAUUACCAAGCCUAGAAAAUCCUCAGUACCAACCAGAAAUCAUCAACAAGGACGGGGUCAUGAAGUUGUUUGGAAAAUUAAGUAUGCCGAAGAAAUCUACGUGUGAAAAACCAAAACAACAAAUUUCCAAAAAACGUAACGUGUCAAAAGAUAUAAAUUCGAUUGGUUCUCCUGUAAAAUGUCUGGAAUUCGAUAUGCCCUCUACACGUUUACGUCAGAUUUCCUGUGUAUCUGUAGACAAAGUUUGGGUUGGAGAUAACAAAGUCCAGAUCAUGCUCAUGGACAAGACUGGAAACAAACUGGACGAGAUUAAAACAGAUGCGUUCUCAUUGUACGGUUAUCACGUUGUAACUCACGAUGGUGAUCUGCUGUAUAUCGACAGAACAAACAACAGCAUCAAGAAAUACACAUCAGACAGGAAGACCACAACUGUAAUCACAACCACGGGAAACUGGUGGCCUCGCUGUGUGUACUCCUCCCACAGGACCGGCGACAUACUGGUGGGGAUGAGUGAUGGUGACAACAAGAGAGUGGUCCGAUACAACAAGGAGGGGCGUGAGCUGUGGCAGAGUCAGUACGACGCCCUGGGUCAGCGUCUUUAUGAUUACCCUAACUAUAUAACAGAAAACGUGAACGGCGACACCUGCACGUCAGACGGUGGUUUUAAUGACGCCGUGGUGGUGGUGGACAGGGACGGAAAUCACCGCUUCUCCUACAGAGGUCGUCAGGAAGGAUCAAAAUUCAGUCUUUAUGGAAUCUGUACCGACGUCCAUGGGCGGAUCCUAGUGGUAGUCACUGCUGGCAAUGGUGACUGCGUCCACAUGAUUGAUCAGAACGGAGAGUUUAUCACCGUCCUACUGACCAGGGAUCAUGGAAUAUCUAGAGAAUUCGGACUGUGUACAGACAGUGACAAUAAUAUCUGGCUUUGUGGAAACGGUAGAGUCAAAAUGUACAAAUAUUUGAAUUAGUCGUGAAGUCACUGUGUCGGCUACUGUCCCUGUUUGUUGAUUGAAGUAACAGUGCGCAGAUUUACAUAUAAUAACAAUUAAAAGACCCAAACAACUGAUUACACGAGUUACGUCCUCAAAGAAGCACGAAUUCUGUCAUUCUGUGCAGGAAAAGACUACACAAUUCCAGAUUUUAAAACAUACAGACGGAAAAACAGUUUUCUCCCUUGAUUUGUUAGAACAUCUUAAAAAGCACCUGUGAUAGAAUAUUAAGUUUUCUAGACACAAUAAAUUCAAUAUUAAUUUAAUUCAGUCAACUUUUUCACAUUGACUGAAUUUGAUUAUCAAAGUACAAUAAACUUUUAAAAUUUUAUUUUUGUACUUUCAACGUUAACAUUUGGUUGCAAAAUAAAUCUUAUCCUAACAAUACAAAUACUUACAAUAAAAUACAAAGGCUACAAAUCCAUAGAAACACAAUGUAAACAAGAUCCUGAAUAAAAUAUACAUCGUACCGCGAAAAA